Messenger RNA from Leptidea sinapis, 1118 nucleotides. Its product is annotated as ATP synthase subunit gamma, mitochondrial-like. Gene Ontology annotation, biological process: proton motive force-driven ATP synthesis. The record is from RefSeq and is a predicted model, not a curated record. Lineage: Eukaryota; Metazoa; Arthropoda; Insecta; Lepidoptera; Pieridae. Gene Ontology annotation, molecular function: proton-transporting ATP synthase activity, rotational mechanism. The transcript has 5 exons. The coding region runs from base 146 to 997 and encodes 283 amino acids.
GCUGUAGGCGUGUAACCAUUGCCGUAAAACAUGACUUCGCCAUCGAAAUUGAAGGUGAAGUGACUAAACGGUGGUAUUUAGGUUGUGUGUAUGUGUGUUGUGCUGCUGUCGGUGUCAUUUUCAUGCGCGAUGGUGUCAUGAUGAGAUGGAUUCCACUAGGACAUGUCGAGGUCGAAGGCUGUGUCUUACUCUCAGAUUCACAAAAGCGGAACGCGAGUUGAGUGCAGCAAGGCCAUUUGGUUACGGUCCUCGUAAGUUCUACGAGUCAAGUCAAUUGGUAAAGGGACCUGUAGACCAAAAGGAAAAGGAGAAACAGCCAGAUAUAGUAGCUGAUAAAACAGAAGAUAUUAAGGAUGACAAAAUGACAAAGAGAAUCUACGUGGCAGUGACAUCGGAUCGAGGUCUCUGUGGUGGGGUGCACAGUGGAGUAUCUCGCCGGAUACGUCGCGAGAUGAGCGAAAGAAAAGGUGAAGGACCGACGAACAGGAUUGUUUGUAUCGGCGACAAGUCUAGAGCUAUGCUGAGACGAGAAUUCAGUGAUAGGAUGCUAAUUAAUGUCAAGGAUAUCGGAAGAAUCGCUCCGGUAUUUGCAGAUGCUUCAGCAAUGGCCGCCGCUAUUGCUGAGUCCGGAUAUCAGUAUGAUGUUGGGGAAAUAUUUUACAAUAAAUAUUUCACACCAGUCAAAUAUGAAUUGACAGUUAUUCCAUUUUUCAACAAGUAUAAAAUUGAGACAGCGCCAAACAUGAAUGCUUUUGAUGAUGUGGAUCAAGACCAACUGGAGUGCUAUUCCGAAUGGACUCUAGCCGCUUUGCUUUACUAUGUAUUGAAAGAAGGUGCAGCGUCCGAGCAAUCAGCUAGAAUGUCAGCAAUGGACAACGCAACCAAGAAUGCGGAUGAGAUGAUUAAGAAACUCACCUUGCUGUUCAAUAGGACAAGACAAGCUGUCAUCACGAGGGAACUUAUUGAGAUCAUAUCAGGAGCGGCUGCCUUGGAAUGAACACUGUUGAAAAUUGUCAAUUAUAGAGAAAAAAACGUGUGGCACUCUUAAAUCUAUCUCGGCAUCCUAACUAAUAUUAAAAAUAUGAGUUCGAGUUCGUUUGUUUGUUACACUAUCACGC